AUGUACCGCCGAACCCUUUGGGUUCUUUGCUCCCUGGCCGGCGCCUCUUUCUGGCAUGUCGCUGGCGCCGAGAGUAGAAUCUCAAAUCGCCGUUGGUUCACAGUCUCGGGCGAUGCCGGGAAGAUGCAGGCGACUCGAGACACUGUCUGCACGGAGGAUUUCUACCACGGCAGCCAGCUGGAGGCAAGAUUCACUGCGGAGCCGCAGAGGCUCACCAGCACCCCAGGCGUCCUGUGCUCAACUUUGGGCAGUGCUACGGAUGCUUGGGUCCACAGGAACCGAGCCCGGGUAUCUCCGCCGAGUGACGAUGCAAUCUUUUCCACCAUCUGUCGCUCGGGCUCGCCUCAGCAGGUGAUCGAGCCACUGGCCGGCAUCCUUAGGAGCCCCCAGUAUCCCUGCAGGAUGGCGGGUGCAAACGGAGGGAGCCAACGGGAUCCGAUGAUGAAUGUGGACUGGCUUGUCCUGGCCGACAACAGGAGCUUUCCGGAGGGCAUCAAGGGGAAGCGCAUAUUUUUCGACGCAGGUGGUUCGCGGUUCGCUGACGCCAUGCGCUUCUUUGCCCCUGCCUAUGAAGAGCGCGGGAUUCCGUUCGACGAGAUCUAUGUAUGGGAGGCCAUGCACCUGCCAGAUGAAACGUAUUGGCAGGGAACCCCGGAAGCGGUUCGUAAGCGCUGGGAGUCUCAUGUCAAGUUCUACAGCGGCGUCCCGGUCACAGACGAGGUUGGCUCCGAGAACAACCCCAUUGCGCGGAUCCAUCAGCAUUGUGGGCCCGAUGACUUCUGCUCUUUCAAGCUCGACAUCGACACACCGGCACUUGAAUGGUCGUUGGUGCAGCAGCUGCGGGCCGAUCCCGGGCAUCUCAAGGAGUUCUUCUUCGAGCAUCACGUGCACGGUCUCAUGGAGAAGAUCUGGAAGGAUGUGAAUGGCACCAUCUCUGACAGCUACGACGUGUUCGAAGACUUGCGUCGCCAGGGUGUUCGCGCCCACUCCUGGGUUUAG
This is a messenger RNA of Symbiodinium sp. CCMP2592, 999 nucleotides long. The record is from the annotation of a GenBank genome assembly. Lineage: Eukaryota; Dinophyceae; Suessiales; Symbiodiniaceae.